AUGAGCCUCCCGCUAACGCCCUUGACCCCUCACUCACUCAGGACCUUUCCCGCUUUACAUCAAAUCUUCCUCCAGCCCAAUCGAUGCUUCUCCGCUUCUCUUCACCAGAAAAAGCGCGUUUUAGGAGCCAUAGCCCACAUCAAUUCUGGGAAAACAACCACGUCGGAAGCCAUGCUGUACACCGCCGGUGCCUUACGUCGCAUGGGCAACGUUGACGUCGGUGAUACCACAUUGGACUACCUUCCCGAUGAACGAGAACGCGGAAUCACUAUUAAUGCAGCUGCUGUCUCGUUCAACUGGAAGGAUCACCAAAUCUUUCUGGUCGACUCCCCGGGACAUCUCGACUUUACCUUUGAGGUUGAAAGGGCUCUCAAGGUCAUGGAUAGCGUAAUCGUUCUCUUGGAUGCCGUAUCUGGUGUACAGCCGCAAACUGAGACUGUUUGGCGUCAGGCAGAUUCAAACGCCUUGCCAAGAGUCGUAUUUGUAAACAAAAUGGACAGAGACGGCGCAGACUUUGAAAAAUCUGUCUCAUCAAUAUCCCAGUGUUUUGUGUCCACGCCAUGCGUUAUCCAAUACCCCAUAUUCCACCAACGGUCAAAAAAGUUUGACGGCGUCUUUGAUCUCUUAACUCUCUUUGAUUAUGUGCCCGGACAGAAUGGCUUGAUCUUUAAGAACCCUUCGGGUGAUGACGUUGUUGCUUCUCUUACCGAUCUCAGUCCAGAACAACAAGUGAGCAUUCAAAAAGCUGCAAACACAUUAGUUGAAACUGUAGCCGAUGUCAACGAUCAAGUCAUGUCACUAUGGUUGGAUGAAAGCCCAAUUCCCCGAGAAGUUAUGACAUCAGCUGUGCGCCAGGCCUGCAUUCAUGGAAAGUUGGUCCCUGUCCUGUUCGGAUCCUCACUCCGGGGCAUAGGCGUAGAGCCAUUGCUCGAUGCAGUCGUUAAUUACCUCCCUUCACCAGCUGAAAGAUCUCCAGUGAAGGCAAGAUCGAAGCAUGGGGAUGAAGUUGUCAUCCCCAUGUCGGAAAAGUCGCCGUUCUUAGCAUACGCAUUCAAAGUUUCACAUGACAAACAUCGUGGGAGACUAGUUCAUUUCCGGGCCUUUUGUGGUGACUUAAAGCACUUUCGCGGACCUUUUCUGAAUACCACAAAAGGGAAGAAAGAGACGCCAACAAAAAUUUUGCGAGUCCUUGCUGAUAAAUACGAGGAAAUCCAGAUCAUUUCACCCGGGGACAUAUUUGCAGCGGUUGGUCUCAAGCAAACAGAGACCGGAGACACUUUGGUUCUCAUGCGAGAUCCGCCCUCAUCACAAGUCAUUCUGAGUGGAGUGAAGGCUCCUCCUCCAGUCUUCUCAGUCGCUUUGGAAGUGGAAGGGGCCGUCCAAGAGCGGGAGCUAGAAGGCCUUUUGGCGCGCAUUGUCCAGGAAGACUGCUCCAUGGAACAGACUGUUGAUAACGAAACGGGAGAAACAUUGCUGUCCGGAAUGGGAGAGCUCCACCUUGAAGUAGCUGUUGGCAGACUAUCUCGCAGCCUUGGUUUCCCUGUUCGCAUGUCCCGACCACGCGUUUCAUACCGCGAGACGAUCACAGAAUCAGUGGAAAGCGUAGAAGUUUACGAUUGCACCAUCGGAUCGAGUAGAUUUCAGGCUACGCUCAGAGUGAAGAUCGAACCACACGCACCUAAGUCAAGUCAUUGUGCUAAUCUGAUUGAUAUUUCGGACGAGUUUUUCAGCUUGGCCGAACGGGAAGCUAUCGCAGACGGUGUGAAUGCUGCUCUCGGCAGGGGCCCUUUGCUUGGAUCUUCGGUGACAAAUUUGAAAGUCUCAGUGUUCUCAGCUACUGAUGCUGCAGCCGACACAGGGGCAAGAAACAACUUCACAGCCCUUCGUGGUUGUGCACGAAAAGCAAUUCAGAGUGUGAUACGGAAUGCUACACCGAGAGUGCUUGAACCAGUCAUGAGAGUGCAUCUUGUGGUUCCAACCAAUAAGUCAAUUAAGUGCAAUUGA
This is a messenger RNA of Chondrus crispus (carragheen), 2004 nucleotides long. Its product is annotated as Translation elongation factor EF-G2, mitochondrial. Bases 1 to 2004 code for a protein of 667 amino acids. Gene Ontology annotation, molecular function: GTP binding; GTPase activity; translation elongation factor activity. Gene Ontology annotation, biological process: mitochondrial translation; ribosome disassembly. Lineage: Eukaryota; Rhodophyta; Florideophyceae; Gigartinales; Gigartinaceae. The transcript has 4 exons. The record is from RefSeq and is a predicted model, not a curated record. Gene Ontology annotation, cellular component: mitochondrion.